AUGAUAGCCAAAGUGGCGGCCUCCGCUGCACAGCUGCUGGUGGCCGCGUUGGCUCAACUUGUCACUCUGCAGACCUGGGGGCUCUACCUCUGUCACGAUCUGCUGACACAGGCUGCUGGGCAUGCGGGCAAGGGCGUGACAAACUGCCUGCGCCGCGGGCUGGCGCUGCUGGUGGGUGGCGACCUUGCCGACGAGCUGGCCUUCCUGUCGUAUGCACCCAGAGCUGCGGCCGGGCUCAGCGCCACCGCCGCCACCGCCUUCCACGGCAAGUCGCCGUGGACGGCGCUGGCGCUGCUGGACCUGGGGGCGCUGUGUGCGGUGCUGUGGCGCCACAAGGCCGCUCAUGCCGAGGCGGCUGCGGCUGCCAGCGUGCGGCGGGCGGCGGCCGACCCCGCCAACACAGCCACCAGUCGCUGCCAGGGGGAUGGAGACGCCGAGGUGGCGCUGCUGCGCUGCGCUGCGCUGCACUCCAAGGCAGCGUAUGGGGCGCCUGCGGCCAGCGGCCACGUCUCCUCUGCAGCGGGAUACGCUGUGGUGCUGACGCUGCAUCAGGCCACGCGAAAGGCGCCGCGCCGCAUCCCGGCUGCCUCGCACCUCAGCGCCGUGCAGCAGCUGACGGGCUGCCCGCCCGGCGACGUGCUGGCGGCGCAGUGGCAGGCACACCUGCACCGCCCCGCCUUCUACGCUGCCAUCGACCGCCAGCGCCGCUGUGUGGUGGUCGCCAUCCGCGGCACCCUGCAGCUGGGCGACUUCUGUACAGUGCUGGACGCUCGGCCGGCGGCGGCAGUGCUGGGCGGCGUCAGCGGCCACGUGCACGCGGGCUUCCUGGCCGCGGCGCGCAGCCUGCUUCCCCAGGUGGCGGCGGCACUGUCCGCCGCUGCACACGCCUGCCCAGGCUGGCCGGUGCUGCUGACAGGGCACUCCCUCGGCGGCGGCGUGGCGGCGGUGCUCACCAUGCUGCUGCUGGAGGGCGGCGGGCUGGCGCAGGAGGAGCAGGGCUGGCGCCGGCUGGGCGAGCUGCGCUGUGUGGGCAUCGGCGCGGCGGCCGCCUGCUGCCAGCAGCUGGGCAUGGCGUGCAAGCAUCACAUCACCUCGGUGCUGUAUGGCGCCGACUGCCUGCCCAUGUUUUCGGUGCUGGGGGCGCGCAUGCUGAUUGCCGAGGUCCAUGCCAGCAGCAGGGCCGCAGAGGUGGUGGGCUCCCUGCUCCGCGCCGCGCGCUUGGCCCCUGGUGGCCGCGGCGGGGCCGGUGUCAGCGCCAGCCUGGCCCGCACCGCCAGCGCCAGCAGCGCCAGCAGCACCACCAGCAGCGUUAUGUGUGAGGCGGCAUGCGGAGCUGGGGGCUGCCGCGGCCUGUGCAGCGCAGGCGCAGCGGCAGACAGCGCCUCGGAGCUGCUGGAGAUAGAGGAGGCGGCAGCAGCGGCAGCGCAGCCCCCCCACGGCGGGCGCCACCGGCGCGGCGGCAGCAGCACGUGGAGCAGCGCCAGCGGCGCCAGCAUCGCCGCCUUUGCCGCCGACCACGGCGGCUGCGAGGGUGGGGAGGAGGGCGUCGCAAUGGGCUUGGUGCCCCUCUACCCGCCGGGCAAGAUUCUGUGGAUGCUGCCUGCGACUGGCGGCGGCGGUAGCAGGGGUGGCACCGUGCUGGGCCUGUACCAAAUGGACCAGACCUCCUUCCGCCGCUUUGUGGUCACGCUGGAGACAGCCGCGCACCACCUGCCCGACUCCUACAUCUCAGCUCUGGACAGGCUGGACGGCGGCCCGCCUACAGCCCCCUCCCACCCUUGA
Molecule: messenger RNA, 1782 nt
Organism: Chlorella variabilis
Lineage: Eukaryota; Viridiplantae; Chlorophyta; Trebouxiophyceae; Chlorellales; Chlorellaceae
Exons: 5
Coding region: 1-1782 (593 amino acids)
Biological process (GO): lipid metabolic process
Source: RefSeq, a predicted model, not a curated record